Messenger RNA from Rhea pennata, 6686 nucleotides. It is a transcript of the gene ARHGAP36, whose product is annotated as Rho GTPase activating protein 36. NCBI's taxonomy places the organism in Eukaryota, Metazoa, Chordata, Aves, Rheiformes, Rheidae. The coding region runs from base 1 to 1551 and encodes 516 amino acids. Gene Ontology annotation, biological process: signal transduction. The record is from RefSeq and is a predicted model, not a curated record. The transcript has 12 exons.
AUGGCAUCUGGUGGCUCUGUAUGGAGCUGUGAGCCUCAGCUGCAGAAAGCUCUUGCAGCAGGAGGAGCAACACUCCCAGGCAGUUGCUGUGACCAUCUCAGAACAGGCACAGAGAGGAACUGUAGCUCAGCUCUUCUGCCAGGACAUAGCACCAAAAUGCAACCCGUGCCCCUGCACAGCCUUUCAGAGUUGGAAAGAGCCUGUCUGCAAGAGCUUGCCCUCUACCAUCUGCAGGAAAAGCUGCUUGUUGGAGAUCUCAGCCUGACUAAAGCUGGCCCUAAAGGUAGUAAGUCCAUCCGCCAGAAACUGGAGAGCUUUUCCAAGGAGAAGAAAGAUGGCUCUCCUCAGACUUUUGGGAUCCCACUAUUCCAAGUCAUUGACAAUGAUCGCAUGUAUAAGCAACUGCAGGAAGAAGUGAAGAGCAGUCGUCGGCUCUGCUUGGAGGUGGAAGCGACAGUGAUAAGAUUUCGGGCUCAGAUCCAGAAGAGGUCUCCGCUGGACAGAAGCUGUGGGCUGGUGCCCUGCAAGAUAUUCUCUGAGGAGCCGCUUUCCCCUACUUUUCGUGACAACAGCUCCUGGAGCCAGAGAAGGGGGGCAAUGUCCGUGGACUCCAUCACUGACCUGAGUGACAACACUUCCAAACUGUUGGAGGCGCUGCAGUUGUCACAUCCCCAUGAGCUGGAUCUGCAGAGAAGCCGGGGCAAGAAAAAGAUGUUGAGCCUCAACCCUAUCACUUGGCAGGUCCCAAGGAUUGUGGACAGAUGUUGCCAACACAUUGAAAUGCAUGGUCUCCAGACAGUGGGCAUCUUCCGAGUUGGGAGCUCCAAGAAAAGAGUUCAGCAGCUGAGGGAAGAGUUUGACCAAGGACUGGAUGUUUUUCUGGAUGAGCACCAAAGCGUCCAUGAUGUGGCCGCGCUGCUCAAAGAGUUUCUUCGUGACAUGCCAGAUUCACUGAUUCCCAGAGAGCUCUAUGAAGCCUUUCUCAGCACAGCAUCAAUGGAGGGUCCAGUGCAACUUGCCACACUCCAGUUACUGCUCUUCCUACUACCCCCCUGCCACAGCGACACGCUGCACCGGCUUCUACAGUUCCUCAACAAGGUGGCCCAGCAUGCUGAGAGCUCCCAGGGCCCUGAUGGCCAAGAGAUUCCUGGGAAUAAAAUGACAGUCUCAAACCUGGCCACAAUCUUUGGCCCCAACAUCCUGCAGAAAGAGAAGCCUGGAGAGAAGGAGUCUGGUGCCAUGAACAUUGAAGAUAGCACUGCUGUCAUACUGGUGCUCCAGAGGUUGAUUGAGCACUACCAGGCCUUGUUCAUGGUCUCUCCAGAAAUGCAACAUGACAUCUUAAGGAGACUCUUUCAGACAGACCCCGAUGUUAUCAAGUACCUGUUGCGCAGGAAGUUCAAAACCGUGCUGAACACAGAGAGCGAGUCUUUGACAGAGGAGAGUCCACCAUCCCUGCUGCCCAGUCAGUCUUGCACCCUGGAAAGAAACCAGGUCUCAUCAGAGUUUUACAGCAGUGUCUCAUUCCUAAACCUGGAUGUUGGCAUGUAGCAAGCUUGGGAUAGCCCCCAGUGCUACUUUCCAUGGACAGAACUGGGCAAGCUUUCUGCCACAAAAAUAAGUCCUCUAUCCCACUUCAAAGGAGUAGAGAAGGGCAGGAAGUAUGAAUCUCUGUGGGAACAUCUUUGCUAACAGUAAAUGUGACAAAUUGUUCUAGUAGCAGCCUUACAGUGGGAGAUGUGUUUGCAGGUUUGCAACAGUAGGCUUGGGCUCCAGAGCAUGGGUUUGUUGCUAUAUGACAACAAAGAACUGCAUGCUUGUGUGGCAAAAACUGUGGCUGUGCAUGCGUGGCUUCAUAGCUGUAGGUGAGCGUGCCCUGCCAGCAGGCCAAAAAGCCAUUGGCACAUGCCGUAGCUUAUUUGCAAGUCUGAAAUGUUGCAGUGCCUUCAGCACAGCAGAGCCUCUGUGGUCUGUGGUUUGCCUCAUAAGUGUCUGAGACUUCACUUCCCAGAGCUGGGCCACUUGACUUUCUCCUGCCCUACGCAACUGGAAGCUCACACAUCCAGGCCACUUGAAGAGGGCACUCAGCUGAUAUAGGGAAUUGUGUGAGAAAUAUGUAAACACAUUUGUGCAUGAGCUCGCAUUUCAGGUUUAGCAACAGACAGGGUGGCAGACUGCCAGGUGGCUUCACCACAUUCCUGCCUGGGGAGAACAGCCUCUCACCCUCCAAAUGACUGCCAGGCCAAUGCAAUAGGGCAGCCAACUGGAGCAGAUUGAGGAGCAGCAGAGGGGAUCUCUGAAGUGGAGGGCUGCACAUAAGCUCCAUGUCUACCCAGCAGAUGGGACACAGAGUCCAAAAUAGCCCUCACCUAUUGCACUUGCAGGAGUUUGCUGGGAUAGGUGCACCUGGGCUCGGUGGAGCUUCCCCUGCCUUUCUGCGGCUUACAGGGACAGGACUGAGGCAGGAGCACUGGAUGGAGACUGUAAGCAGGAUAAUGAGGGUAGAAAAUGCAGUUCAACAUAUUACAGUCUGUGCUGUAGGUUAGGGCUAUGGCUGGCACUGAGAAUAGGGUGACUGUAAGGGCUAAGGACAGAGUGGGACAAAAUAAGUGUUUGGGCCUGCUCUCUCACAAAUAGUUUAGGUGCCCUCAGCAUGCUCAGAUGGAGUCUGUAACCACAGGGAAAUAUUUUGGGAUCACCAUACCCUCAGAGUAGGUUUCCAUUAAGAGUUAGUUUAAGUUUUGGCUUAUGAAUAAGGUUCAAGAUUAGGCUGAGGGUUUUGCUUAGGGUUCAGGGCUUCAGUAUGGCUAGGGCUUGCCUGGUCCAUAAUCUUCUGUACUCGGGUGACUUUGGGACCUAGGGAAAGUUCUUUGAUGUUACUCAGCCUUCCAGAUUAGGGACACUUUUCAUGUUAUAGUUAAACUUCUUUGCUGUUCUGGAGCACAGCACACACUCAGGUUCAAACUAUGAUGCUGGAGAGGUGUUUCAGACAGAAAAAUUAGGUCUAUAGUUAGGACUAAGGUUAAAAGAGGAUUACACUGAGAUAAGGGUAGGAUUUGGGGUUAAGUCUAGGGUCAGUGCAUGAGCUUUCUCACACAGACAUGCAUGCACUGGGAGCUGAGAUGGUUCACACUUUACUCUGAUUGCGUUUAGGACAGAUUUGAGUAAGGCUGUGCAGGCCUCCAGAGCAGGAUUCCCUAGGAGUUCUACUCCACCUGGAAAGCUGGGAAGCAACUCAGCAUUAUCUGGGAUCCAGGUGCAUCCAAAAUUGUUGUACCACCGGUACUUCACCUGAGGGCACAGGAGACCACUGUGGCCCAUAUGUACCCUAAAACCCACCACAUGUUGCCCCCAGGGGCCACCUCCCAUAAGCUGGAUCCUUGCUGCUCCCCUCCAACUAAAAUAAAUUGAGAACAACUGGGCCUGACUUUUUAUUGUGGGGUGAAGGGGACCCCCUAGCCCAGAAGGGACCUUGGAGAGCAGUAUUCCAGGGAAGGGGGAUCCUGGUGAGGGGACCCAGGAAAGGAUGGAGGCCUGCGAGCGAUAGUGGGGGAAGUCAAGUCCCAUGGCAGGGGUUGUCAUGUGGGGCCACUGUCUCUGUCUCCCCAGUGCUAGGAAUCCCCACCACCCCAGAGGAGGCAAGGAGGGAGGGAAGGAGAUAGGCAGGGGUGGCCCAGCACCACCCUACAAGAGCUGGUAGAGGUGUGGGGCGGCCCCAUGGCAGGGAUCAAGGUGCCCUUUCCCCAAGGAGGGGCUGGAGAGAGGAAGGCAGGGGGUUGGGACUGGUGGUGGGUUGCUUGGCAGCCUUGCACUAACCUGCUGAUGCCAGAGCACUGUCCAUCCCAUUGCUCUGUCCUCUCAAGGGUGCGGGAGCUCAGAGUAAGUCCUGCGUGAGGACUGAGUCCUCAUGGACAGAGGGUCUUCCUAGCCCAAGGUAACCAGCUCGUGCAGUCUGAAGAAGAGUCUACUUGAAAGGAAAUGGCCCCAUAUCAAACUAAGUGAAGGCAGCUGGAAGUAAGAGUACAGAGUCAAGUCUCAAGGUAAGAACCACCAAGGCUAGCAGGGUCCAGCUGUGGUCCCAUGUGUUAGGACUUGCCCUUCUGCAGCCCUGUUUCCUCAGGGUCUCCUGCCUGGAGCAGCCAGGGACCAGUCUAAGGAGAGCUGGGCUGGUUUGUCCAACAGCCAUGCUGAGAGGGAAUCACUUUUCAGACACAUGCUCCAACAAUGCACCUAGUGUCCAGCUCUGUCUGUGAGCAGGGAGUCCAUGGCUCGUCUAGUGUGCUCCAUGCUGCCCUCACAGUUCCGUGGCUUUGGCCACCCCUCAUAGCAUCAAGAGGAUUAUCUGCAAGUACACGAGCUUUUCUUUGCUACCAGCCUCAGCCAUGCGUCCAGCAGUUGGUACCUGGGAACUGUCACAAGGUACUGCACCUUCACAGCUGUAGCUGUGCUGCUCAGGGAUGAAAUCUUGUGUUCUAGAUGCCCCUUCUCUGUGAAUGGGUAUGGUCAGGGUGGAUGGAGAAACAGUUCUCAGAAAACAACAGUCUGAAGAGAGGAAAAGUAUGCGCUAGGAGAUAGCGGGUGGAAGUCUCUCAAGAAUUGAUAAACUCUGGGGACUAGCAGUGCUGUGGAAUCUGCAAGAAUUGAUAAACUCAGGACAGCAUGAGUCUGCUGAAUCAGUCUAAGACCAUUAGCACAGCUGCUGCAUAACCCAGACCACAUCCAAGGAGGCAGUGACGGCUCUGUGCAGACAGACUAUGGGAUCAUACCUGCACCUGGUGGAAAAGCAGAUCCUGAGGGACUUUCUGAAUGCCUUCCUAGAAGCCUCUGGCGCAUUGAUGCAACUCUUCGUUCCUCAGACUGCCAGGGUCAGCCUCCUGGGCCUUGCUGUCCCUGCAUAGCUCUGAGGGCAACUGCAUGACCCAUAUGAGUGAGUGAGUGUGUUCUGAGCCUAGUUAUCUCCUGUUGGUAAUAGCAGCUGGAGUCUGUUAGUAGUAACACCCUAACGAGGAAAAGAUGUUCCAAUAAAUUUUGGCUCUGAGUUGAGCCUCUAUGAGGGAAAAGGGAAUGUACAACACUUGGAUUCCCCUCCUGUGCCUCCCUGAGGGGGAGUAUGGAGAUGGAUCCUUGGCUUGGGAGAAGCUGAGGACCCCUCUCACUCCUCUGUCCGCUUUGUAAUGCGUGGAGACUGUCAGAGGCAAUUGCCUGCUGGAGCAAAGCUGUGGGUGCUGGUAUGUAUACAGUCACUGUGCCACCAGAACAGGUAAGGGGGGAUUCAUCCCACAAGGCUGGCUGGAGAGCACCUAGUCCCUUCAGCACAUGUCAGGGGCAAGGCAGUGCUCAGCUGUGGCUGAACCAUGGCAGGCUAAUGUGGAGGGGAGCUGAGCCCUGGGCGUGCAGAGACUGCUCUUAACAGCAGGGUGUUCAUUAGAGAAAAAGCCAUGUGGCACGAGCAUCUGUAAGCAAAGCCUUGAGAGAUGUGUGGAACAGAAAAGCAGUGAGCAGCUCCUAGUGCAGACAUCUGUAACAGAAAUACUGAGGUUGGUAUGAUCGAAGUAUAAUGGAGAUGUGUGUGAAAGCACAGGAAGAAACAAUAAAGCAAAAGGAUAAAAGAAUGGCCUAUAUUGAUAAAGGAGGACACUGGUCUCAGGACAUGGUUUAGAGCUUUUGUAAACAAAUAUAAUCUUCCCUUUCCAUAAAAUUUCUCAUUGGGUUUUAUUACACAAAUUUCCCUACAUUUAAAUAGUGGAGAAUGUAAGAGGUUUUGUCAAGUAGGGUUCAUAAACUUGUUCUGGAAAUAGUAACUGGGUGGCUCCUUAGGGAGUUGUUAGGGAGUUUUUACAGUUGUCUGGAGUAGUAGGGGGGCCAGAAGGCCUGACAUCUGCUUUAUUUGUGAAUACGCAGUGUGUAGGAUCUUUGCGAGUGAUUGCAGCUGAGAAUUUUGAAAUCUGUGGGAUCUUGAUUAAGUGUAUACCACUUGGAUGCCAGUUGAGCCUAGCAAAAGGCUGCAUUUGGAAAUGUAUUGACAGGUUCUGUAGGAUUUAUUCAUAAGAAGUAUUUUGAAGAGGAAAUCAGGUAAAGGAACUGGUGGUGGAGAUUUAUAGCCUGAUUCGGACAUAGAUCAGAAAGAUCAGAGACCUAGUCCUGGAUUGAGAGAACUUUGCCAGAUAACGUGUCUGAUUUAGAGGAUGCCUUUAACAACUAUUGUACAUUGUAUGAAGAGGAAGAAGAGAAAUGGUGGCACCUGCUGUGCAGUGCCUCUGGCACGCCUUCUAAAAAUUGGAAAAAUCAAGUCACAUAGGGGAGAAUACUUGAUUGUUAGCAGACGUAAGUCAAACAGAUGAACAACAUCAACAAUAGAACAACCAAAAGCUGCAGCUUCUUAUUGAUGGACUGCAAGAUCAUAUGCCAGAUUUGUAAGCUUGUGCAGUCACAACUACACAGGAGUCAUCAGAGUACAGGGAAUAGGAGGAGCAAGUGGGUGUAUCACAAGGGUUCAUCACUUUAGGGAACUGGAGAGGAUGAGAAGGGAUCACAAGUGAUUUGUGAAUUUGUGCGCUACAGAAACAACUCAAAAAUGCUCAGAUAUCCUCAGUAGUAAGGGAUGGCUUAUUUGUGUCUGCAGACUGGUAGACUUUGGCUGAUGGUGAUAAUGAUGCUUUGAAUGGAGACAUCUCAAAUGAUCCUGA